AGCCGCUUUGUUUCAAGAGCUGCACGCCAACCAUCGAUCACACACCGUCUGUGAACCCGACGCAGCCGGGGGUGCGCGCGUGCGGCGACCGCGAUGAUGUUUCCUGACUGCCACGGUCAGCUGCUGACCGGCACGCAGAGGCUGCCGCUGCCCGAGCGCGACCCCAGGUGCAUCCUCACGCCAGACCCGCCCGAGUGCCCUGGGGGCCUGGAGGGCGACGGGCUCACGAGCGGGCGCGCGACCCCAACCUGCGCGACGAUCGCUGGCCGGGGCCUGUUCGAGAGGCUGUGCGAAGACGUCACCACCAAGCUGCACCGCGUCAGGAGCACCAGCAGGGGCUCGGAGAGGACGGCCGCACGGCCCCUGCCGGCGGGGAGGCCGCGCGCUCGGUCCUGCGGCAGGCGCUCUGCGCGGCGGGGCCGCCCGCCCGGCCGCCGGAGCCCGCCGCGCUGCUCGCGGGCCAGGAGGGCGGUGCUGCCGCCUGCAGAGGUCCAGUGGCAGCAGGCCUCGCCAGACCUGGGCGAGCCGCCGCCCGCCGCCCGCGCGGUCGUCUCCGUCGGGAGCCUGGGCCACCCCCACGCCUGCAACGAGGCGUGCAAGUACGUGAAGCGCAAGACGGGCUGCCUCAUGGGGGCCUCGUGCAACCGUUGCCACCUGUGCCACUGGCACCGCAGGGGCAAGGACCUCCCCGCGCCGUUCCCCGCGCGGCAGGCGCCCCCGCCGCCGCCGCCCGCCGCCGUGCGCCCGCGGCCGGCCACCACGGCCCCGCCGCUCGCGGCCUCGCCCUGGCCCACCGGUUCGCACUGCGCGCCGCUGGCCGUCGCCUCGAUGGAGCCGGCGUACGUGCACGUGCCGCCCGGCGCGGCAGGCGCCGCGGCCUUCGGCGGGGCCCUCGCCGCGGCGGCCGAGGGCGGCGUCGAGGCCGCGCGGGGCGCUGCCUCGGGGAGCCCGUUCCCCUCGCUGGGCUCCGUCGGGCACCCUCACGGCUGCGGGCGCGCGUGCAAGUACGCGGGCAAGGCGAGCGGCUGCAAGGUCGGCCCCCUCUGCAAUCGCUGCCACCUCUGUCGCUGGACCCGGUCCAGGGAGCACGCGUACGCCAACGGCCUGGCGUAAUAUUCAGGGCAGGUCGCCCGCGCUCGGGGCAGCCCAGAGAGCACAGCUACAGAUGUCCUCGAGGCGAGGGUUAUAACUCCCCACGGGUUGCUCCCGGGUGCGGCCCGAAUGCUGCAGCGACCACUAAGCUGUACAUGCUUAGCCUGUCUUGAGUGAUGGGUCACUUCGUGUAUCGAAGACCGUUGCCACGUGCCACGGCUCAGCAGGGAGGGUGCUGGUCUGUGUUGGGAGUAGCGUGCUGGAAGUCCUUCUCCCUGCGCUCGCCUUUGCAUUUCCAGCAGGGAGGGACGGGAGAUGGUACACGGAUGCUCCAGUAUUUUCAGCCGUUCGCAGAGCGGCCCUCUGCAAGACGAUCCAGAGCUUCUGCCAAGGCACCGCUGACUUGCUGUUCUGGCGAGGUCGAGCGGCGCGGCGGGGGGUGGUGGGCCCUAGAUCAAAAGAGAAGCAGUACGCAAUUCCGUUACCAGAGGAGCCUGAGGUGGAGUUCCCCCUCUAAGUGUUCUUCUCAUUUCUCAGUCGGCGUCACCCUGUCGACUGGCGUAGGGGUGCAGAACUGCUCUGGCAGAAAGCUUGCCACUUUGGCGCGGAUGGGUGGGUAGAACUUCUGUUUCUCGAGGACUCGCCGUGUUGGCGCCCGUGCCCGCUGUUGGGCGCCUCGUGGGCGCUCAGUGCGCCGGCCGGGCUUCCCGAGGAUUCGCCACGUUGGCACUCGUGCCCGCUGCCGCCGCCACAUUUUCACGGGCCCCAAGCAUCUCAAGCGCCAGGGAACGGCAGCAUCCCCACCAGGUGCAUCAUGUGCCAGCUCUUACAGCAGGGCAGUACGAGCUGCCCUGGCUGACGCCGACUGCCUGGUAGGGCAGAUCGUGGCAGAUAGGCGUGCAAGGCAGUGCAGUAUGACUGUCUUGGACAGCGCACACUUUAACCGAUGUGGUGUAUGAGCGCCCUCGUCUCCCGUUAUACCUAGCAUUCCAGGCCUCGAGGACGGCGCGAGGGCGCCCUCUUCGAGCGGGGCUUCUGCGCCACGGCGCAGCGCGGCAGCCGAGCGCGCUAAUGAGGCGUGGCUGCUCUCGUGCGUGUGCACCCAAGAGCUUAGAUACAUCGGGGACGCGUACGGCGAGUCACCGCCACCCCCCUGCCUUUUGGACUCGCCCGAGCCCUGAAAUGCAGUGUCCCUCCUGUGCUGCAGGUUCCCCCAGCUGUUGGAAAGACCUUGGUGGUCUGGCCCCGGAAAAGUCGUUGGAAUGUUCAACACAGAGGUCUCAAGGGGACCUCAGGACACUCCACUCGGUGCCUCGCGGCACGGGGGCGGAUGUACGCGACCCUGCGUGGUGCGUUGGCAGGGCUCUGCCCCUGACAAAGAGGGGGCGAGGGGCGG
Molecule: messenger RNA, 2488 nt
Organism: Prorocentrum cordatum
Lineage: Eukaryota; Dinophyceae; Prorocentrales; Prorocentraceae
Source: the annotation of a GenBank genome assembly